AGGCGCACUGCAGCCUCCCAGGGUGGAUCUCUCCUCUCUCCCUGAAUCAAGCCUUUCAUGUCACCAGUGCUACUCGCAUGUGCGGACGCAGCCAGUCUCUUCCCCGUGACGCCACCGAGGCUGGGCUCAGAGGGCUCGGAUCAUAAUAUUUAACACACCCACCCCGGACGAGCACUUGGAGGGAGGACGACGCGGCGCAAAGAGGACGAAUGACAGCGGGAUCCGUGCACCUGCCGGCCCAGACGGUCUGAUCUGACUUCAGGCUUUCCAGACAGGAGCGGGACAGCAUCGUGCCACCGAUCACCUGUAAUUCCCGUGGAAUUUCCCGUUUGGCUCCUGAUCGUAAAUCAGUUGGGAGGGUGCGAUUUUACGGACCGUAUCCGCGUCUGGUGCGACUUUUAUUCUCCAAACCAGAAAGCAGUUUUGACACAUCUGACAUCUCACUUCGUGCCAGCAACGAGGAAGCGGGUCUGAGGACGAGCAUCGCGCGGUUCGGCCGGACUUCCCUCUGGUACCGACAACGCAGUGGAUGAGGGACACUUCAUCCAGCGCUGAGCCGCUGCCGGUGAAGUGUCCGGUGCUCGUAAUGUGUCGAUCCGUGCACCUGUCCGGGAUAGAAGAUAUGGGACUAUUGUAAAAAAAAAAAACAACAACAACUAGUGAGCACGACAUGGAGUUCUUAACAUAGCGCAUACGCGUGUUGUGCGCAAUGAUCGCAGUGAGUCUUCAAACCCAAACCGCCGCUUUGUCAUCGAGUACCACCGCUGGACAUCCGCGUCUGUGCCGCGAGGUGCGCUGCGCAUAAACGCUCAUCCCUCGCAGAGAAAGAAGACGACGAAGAUGAUUCUGUUCCGCAAAUUCAGAGUCCUGAUACUCAUGGUGUUCCUCGUCGCGUGCACCAUGCACAUCAUGAUAGACCUGCUGCCCAAACUGGAGAAAAGGGCGACGGGGGCGGACGGCGGCGACGGCGGCUGCCAGUGCGCGCACCGCCCGGGCGGGGAGUCGCAGGGCUGGGCGAAGCAGCGCGCCAGGGCGCCGGCGGACGCGGGCUGGCCUAACAAGCACACGCUGAGGAUCCUGCAGGAUUUCAGCAACGAGCCGAGCUCCAACCUCACGUCGCACUCCCUGGAGAAGAUCACCGCGGCCGGCGACAAGGCGGAGUCCGCGCGGAGGACGGGGCCGGCGGCGGCGAAGGCGGAGGACCACAAGCCGCUCAUCGGGGACGCGAGCGGCGCUCGGACCGCCGCCGUCCACGGCGUCUCCCGACUGGCCGCGCUGUUCGAGCAUCCCUCAUACAAAGUUGACCUUCCUCCUCUCACGGACGAGGACACGUUGUUCAACGUGAACACUGACAUCAGGUUUUACCCGAGAUCAACAGGGAACCAAGGCUGGCACAACGAGGAUGGGAACGAGGAGGAGGAGUUCUCCCCGACGGGAGAGGUGACGGCGGAGUCGUACCCCAACUGGCUGCGCUUCCACAUCGGGAUCAACCGCUACGAGCUCUACUCCAGACACAGCCUGGUGCUGGACGCGCUGCUGAAGGACCUGGUGACGCAGAAGAUCACCAGCGUGGCCAUGAAAUCGGGAGGCACCCAGCUGAAGCUGAUCAUGACGUUCCAGAACUACGGACAGGCGCUGUUCAAGCCCAUGAAGCAGACGCGGGAGCAGGAAACCCCCCCGGACUUCUUCUACUUCUCUGACUUCGAGAGGCACAAUGCUGAGAUCGCCGCCUUUCACCUGGACAGGAUCCUGGACUUCCGGAGGGUCCCCCCGGUGGCGGGACGCCUCGUCAACAUGACGAGGGAGAUCAGAGAUGUGACACGCGACAAGAAGCUGUGGAGGACCUUCUUCAUCUCUCCAGCCAAUAACGUGUGCUUCUACGGGGAGUGCUCCUACUACUGCUCCACCGAGCACGCUCUGUGCGGGAAGCCGGACCAGAUCGAAGGCUCGCUCGCCGCGUUCCUGCCGGAUCUCAACCUGGCCAAGCGCAAGACCUGGAGGAACCCGUGGCGGCGCUCCUACCACAAACGCAAGAAAGCCGAGUGGGAGGUGGAUCCAGAUUACUGUGACGAGGUGAAGCAGACGCCUCCGUAUGAUCGCGGCACUCGACUGCUGGAUGUCAUGGACAUGACCAUCUUUGAUUUUCUAAUGGGGAACAUGGAUCGUCAUCAUUAUGAAACGUUUGAGAAGUUUGGAAACGACACCUUCAUUAUUCACCUUGACAACGGACGAGGGUUCGGCAAACACUCCCAUGAUGAGCUGUCCAUCCUGGUGCCUCUCAGCCAGUGCUGCAGGGUGAAGAAAUCGACUUAUGUGCGUCUCCAGCUUCUGGCCAAGGAGGAGUACCAGCUGAGCUCCCUGAUGGAGGAGUCGCUGCUGCGUGACAGACUGUCCCCCAUCCUCAUCCAUCCUCACCUCCAGGCAAUGGACCGCAGGCUCCGGCUGGUUCUGCAAGUUCUGGCCGGCUGCAUAGAGAAGGACGGCUAUGUUAAUGUCGUGGAGGAGGAUUUAGCCGGGGACACGUCCACCCACAGGAGCCCAGGCCACAGGUAGUGAGGGCGAGAGAGACACGGAGCCGCAGUGACCCGUGGCCCUUCACUGACGGGACUGGACCCAAAACCAGCUGAAGCUGAAUUCAAUGAAUUCCAAGACUUGCCAUCAUUGCCUCUAUGUGUGUUUAUAUAAACAAAACCGUCCACAGACACAAGGAAAGACUGAACAAACACGGAGACGUUACGUUCUUCGAUUCAGAUACACUUUUGUUUUAUCAGGUGCGUAACACAUCUGGAACCACUGCUGUGUUCUUUAAUAUGGAGGGCAUCACUUUAUUGUUUUAUUAAAUUAGUGCAUAGGAAAAUGAGAAUCUACACUGACUGGUCAGUAUGUGGUCACAAAAUAAGCUUUAUGAGUUAAUGUAUGAUAAUGUAUGAGAAGGUUAAGAAAGUGUGUUUGAGGACCCUGUUCCCUCUGUAAAACAUGCUGACAGGCGUUCACCCUCGCACUGACAGAGGGAGAGAUGACACUACAUCUGAACAGCAGCAAGCGUAUUCCACACCGUCGUUGAAGCAGGACGUUCACUUUGCCUUACUCCAGUUUUGUAUCAUGUUUGUACUUUCACAUCCACACAGCACAGGCAGUACACCCCGACACCCGAAAUCACUACUUUCCAAGCCGGAAACACUCUGUGGACCACACUGAUGCUGGUUAAAGCCCAUUCAACGAUCAGUCCAAGGCAUCGUCAUUGCGUUCUGCAGAACGGAGACGUUUACUUGUAUCUGCUACGAUUCGCACAAAGCCAAAUGUUACUUCUACUUCAUUUUAUGACCAAAUUACAAUUGAUGUCGCUUCCUUUAGAAUUUACCCACUAAUUAAAUUGUCAUGACUGAAGUGGAGCCAGUGCAAUGGGAGUUUGGUCCUGGGAGUCCUGUGUACUGGCUGACCCAGUACCUGUGCAAUGACACAAACGCAGUACUUGAAUGUGGGGUUGGCUGUGGACAGGAUGGAAGCUAAAAGCAGCGUGAAGCCUGGAAGCUGGACUGGAGUCCGCUCGGGGGUGAUCAAGGGGAUAAAACGCCUCGUCCCACCGGAGGGACGACCUCUGGCGCUGUUCUUUGAUUUUCAUAUUCUCUGUGUAAAUACCUAUAAAUACUUUCAAGACCUAACAAGCUGCACUGCACAGUGGUUUGCUUCUGUUUUCUGCUUUUGCAUUGUUACUGUGAAGAUCUGUUUAUCGAAGUGUGCAAUAAAAACGAGUAAGGAGAAA
Messenger RNA from Betta splendens (Siamese fighting fish), 3763 nucleotides. RefSeq names its product FAM20C golgi associated secretory pathway kinase a (gene fam20ca). Gene Ontology annotation, cellular component: Golgi apparatus. Gene Ontology annotation, biological process: protein phosphorylation. Gene Ontology annotation, molecular function: protein serine/threonine kinase activity. Bases 841 to 2553 code for a protein of 570 amino acids. The transcript is spliced from 10 exons. The record is from RefSeq and is a predicted model, not a curated record. NCBI's taxonomy places the organism in Eukaryota, Metazoa, Chordata, Actinopteri, Anabantiformes, Osphronemidae.